This is a messenger RNA of Tetrahymena thermophila SB210, 1485 nucleotides long. Its product is annotated as rhodopsin-like GPCR transmembrane domain protein. The transcript is spliced from 2 exons. The record is from RefSeq and is a predicted model, not a curated record. Lineage: Eukaryota; Ciliophora; Oligohymenophorea; Hymenostomatida; Tetrahymenidae. Gene Ontology annotation, biological process: G protein-coupled receptor signaling pathway; response to pheromone.
UAAAAAUUUGUUUUUAUUAAUAAUGAUUUGUUAAAUAUUAGCAAGUUUAAGUUUGUUUCUAAUCUUUUUUACUUUAGCAGAAUCUAAAACAAUAAGUUAGUCUAUCAGGUUAUCUUAGCUUAGAAGGAAUGAUAACUUGAUGUAUGUUACCAAAUUUGCUGCUGAUGAAGGCAGAAGCGUAUUUAAAGCAAGGGCGAUUUUUGAAUCUCCAGUAUCUGGUCACAAUGAAACUAGAAGUGUCAUUGAAGUAGGUUUUGCUGCUAUCGUAGAUGACUAAUGGAAAGAAGAUAGAAAUGAAGUUAGCUGCUCAAACAUAAGAAGCAAAUCAAGUAUAAACAACAAAUUCUAUAUGUCUCCAAAAGCAAGUGAACAUUACUCUUUUGAAGGUGCUUUAACAUCAAGGAGAAGAAGACAUGUAUGGUUCUUUGUUAUACACGACUGCAAUAACUAAUUAUCGAAUUUAUAUGCAAACAAAAUAUUAUUGGAAUUAGAAAUAUAUAAUGUAGAUAAGUCUCAUUAUCCUACUGAUGAAGGAAAUUUUGUUUUGUAUUACUUUAUUUUGUCUGGUAUCUUUACUUAUGUAUUUAUUAGAAACCUAAAAAUACUUUAAGAGAGAUAUAAAAGAAAUGAUGAAAUGGAUUGGCCUUUAUGUCUUCUUGAAAUUUCAGUAGGAAUGUGGGCUUUAGCAAACUUCUUUAACUUUUUGCAUUGGUUAAUGUAUGGCUAUAAUGGUUAUGGAUUCUUUCUUUUUGAUUUACUCUCUUAGAUAUUCAGUAAUCUAACUAGCUUUAUAGUUACAAUAAUGCUUAUUCUAUUGUCUUGGGGUUGGACAAUUAAUACCCUCAGCGAUGAUUUCUAUGAUAUUUUGAUUCCUUUAGCUAUAAUUUUAGGUGUUAUUUAAGCAAUGAUCGUGGGAUUAAGCAAGUUAACUGACGACAGCUUUACGAAAUAUCAUUAAUAUGAUGGAUGGGCUGGAUAUUGUGUUUUAAUUAUCAGGUUAGGACUUUGUGUUUACUUUGCUUUUGGCAUCAAAAAUACUCUGAGGGCAGCAAAAGAAAAAGUAAAAGAAUUUAUCUAGUAACUCGGCUUCUUUGGAAUACUAUAUUUCCUUGCAUUUCCAAUUUUGCUUUUUAUAUCUCUAUUCAUAGCAAAAUAUGUUUAACAUAAAGUAAUUAAAAAUGGAAUUAUAAUAUUAGAGUCUGUAGCUAUACUCUUCUUGAUGUUCAUUUUCACCUCUAAAAAGACCUAGUAUUACAAUAUCUCUAAACAAGGAAAUACUUUAUUACCUAAUUACAAAACUUUUUGAAUCAAAAUUUAAGCAAAAAGUUUUUCUAAAGCAUAAAUAAAGAAAUCUUUAUAAUACCUAAAUGAUAAUAAUUUAUUAAAAAUUUAACAUUUUUUCUAAUCUUUUUAGUAAUAAAUUUCAAAAUAUUUUUAUUAAUUUAUUUAUUGAUGAAGGAAAAUUUAAAAUAAGCAAAAAUUAGA